UGUCAAUGAGAAACUUAGUCGCAGCUGAUGACGACGGACAUCAAGCAAUUACAUAAACCAACUAAAGAGCCUCUUUCUCUAUCUCUCUUUUCUCAGCGUACAUCACUAUACACAAUCUCUGACCUAAAAUGACUUUAUCUUCUCUCUCCUUUUCCUUUGUCUUCGUCGCCUUCAUCUUCGCCACGCAUGCCUUCGACCUCAGCCUCAUCCAGAUGGAAGCCGGAAUAUGUCCGUACACGGUGGUUGUCAUGACGAGCUGCCUCUCUCCCAAGUCGACAAGGGAUCAGAUCAGUGUCGUUUUUGGGGACGCCGAGGGUAACCAGGUGCAUGCACCAAGACUAGGCGGAUCGGUAAGAGGAACAGGGAGUUUAGGGAAGUGUUCAACGGACACAUUCCAAGUUAAAGGUCAAUGUUUAAUUAACCCUGUCUGCUCUCUCUAUAUCUACCGAGAUGGACCCGACGGUUGGGUCCCGGAGUCCGUCGAGAUCUACGCAGAAGGUUCCAAGUCUGUCAAAUUCGAUUUCAGCAAGAGCGUCCCUCAAAACACUUGGUACGGCCAAAACAACUGCAACACCACAGGCCGACCACCCUCUCCCGAGCUGCCUCCACCUGAGACACCUGCGUUCCCACCGCCGUCUCCACCGCGGCCAUCUGCUGCUUCUGGCCGCGAGAGUGUUUUUCUUGCGUUUGCUAUUGUGACUGCGGCUGCGAUCGCCGCAAUGGUUCGUUAAGGUUACCUAAUGAGCAUGUUGAGUAGCCUACGACUUCUUCUGUUCUUUGUUGUUGUUUUGUUCGGCGUCUGCGUUGUAUAAAACAUAAUUAAUUACUUAGUAAGUAUUAAAUAAUAUGCAUGAGUAUUCUCUAUUUGUCUUUGAUUAUUGGGACCAGAUUUUAAUAAUACGGACGUUUUUAAGGGUUAA
This is a messenger RNA of Thlaspi arvense, 920 nucleotides long. The record is from the annotation of a GenBank genome assembly. NCBI's taxonomy places the organism in Eukaryota, Viridiplantae, Streptophyta, Magnoliopsida, Brassicales, Brassicaceae.